Molecule: messenger RNA, 192 nt
Organism: Prunus armeniaca (apricot)
Lineage: Eukaryota; Viridiplantae; Streptophyta; Magnoliopsida; Rosales; Rosaceae
Source: the annotation of a GenBank genome assembly
AUGGUGGUGAUGUGGGAAAUCAUGCCCAUGGUCUUCAUCCCACCAUAUUGUAAAAUAGGGGGAGAAGGAGAAAAGUGUGAUUCAAGAGGAAGGAGGAAUAUGAGGGGAGGGGAGGAGGGGCAGAUCACCUCCUCCCCUGCCGCCGCCACCACCCCACCUAAAGAUAUGGUGUUGAAGGGGUGGGGAGUUUAA